AUGCCGCCUGCGACAGUCCCCUCGACAUCCGCAACGCACUCUGCGGGUCGUUCGUCGCGUAUUGCACCUCAUUCACACAUUCGAGGUCUCGGACUCCGACCAGACGGAAUUGCUGAUACCGAAGCGGCGGGUUUUGUAGGUCAAAAUGCAGCAAGAGAGGCUUGUGGAAUCGUUGUAGAACUCGUGAAAUCGCGCAAGUUUUCUGGACGCGCGCUCCUCCUCACAGGAGCACCCGGCACGGGCAAAACCGCAUUGGCACUCGCGAUAGCACAGGAACUAGGAGUACGCGUACCGUUUUGCCCUAUGGUAGGCAGCGAAGUCUACAGCACCGAGGUGAAAAAGACAGAGGUGCUCGCCGAAGUCUUUCGACGCGCGAUUGGUUUGAGAAUAAAGGAGACAAAAGAGGUCUACGAAGGAGAAUUGACCGAGUUGACACCUACCGAGACGGAAAACCCACUCAGUGGCUAUGGCAAAACGGUCUCUCACGUUGUCAUCGGCUUGAAGACUGUAAAAGGCCAGAAGCAACUCAGACUGGACCCUGGCAUCUACGAGGCGAUUCUCAAGGAGAAGAUUACCGUCGGAGAUGUGAUCUACGUCGAAGCGAACACGGGUGCCGUGAAGCGCGUUGGUCGAUCGGAUGCCUAUGCUUCUUCCUACGACCUAGAAUCGGAAACAUAUGUACCGCUACCAAAGGGCGACGUACAUAAGAGAAAAGAAGUCAUCCAGGACGUGACUCUGGGAGAUCUCGAUGCCGCCAACGCACGACCACAAGGAGGACAGGAUAUUAUGAGCGUAAUGGGAAGCCUCGUCAAGACAGGUCGGACGGAAGUGACUGAGAAGCUCCGUCGAGAAGUAGAAAAGGUUGUCAAGGGGUAUGUGGAGCAAGGAGUUGCAGAGGUUGUGCCGGGCGUUGUGUUUAUCGACGAGGUUCACAUGCUUGAUGUAGAAUGUUUCACUUAUCUGAACGCCCUUUUGGAGUCACCGAUGGCUCCAACGGUCGUAUUUGCGACUAAUCGUGGAAACGCGCUCGUCCGCGGCACAACAGACGUGAUCUCUCCCCAUGGUAUUCCAGUCGACCUACUCGAUAGGUGCCUGAUUGUCAAGACUGAGCCGUACGACAAAGCACAAGUGGCCAAAGUCGUUCAAGUGCGCGCUGGUGUCGAAGGACUGAGACUCGGCCCUGGCGUUCUUGACAAGCUGGCUUCAGAAGGAGAGCGAGCUUCCCUUCGGUAUGCUUUACAAUUGCUUACACCAGCUUCGAUACUUGCAAGCGUUUCAGGACGACGGGAGAUUGCUCUAGAGGAUAUCGGGGAAAUGAAUGAGCUCUUCUUGGACGCAAAGACCUCGGCCACCAAGAUUGGCUCUGUAGCUGGUCUCCAGUAA
Serendipita indica DSM 11827 is the source of this 1383-nucleotide messenger RNA. The record is from the annotation of a GenBank genome assembly. NCBI's taxonomy places the organism in Eukaryota, Fungi, Basidiomycota, Agaricomycetes, Sebacinales, Serendipitaceae.